This is a messenger RNA of Brugia pahangi, 498 nucleotides long. NCBI's taxonomy places the organism in Eukaryota, Metazoa, Nematoda, Chromadorea, Rhabditida, Onchocercidae. The record is from the annotation of a GenBank genome assembly.
AUGGAUCCAUCUUUAAUGGGAUCAAUGUCAAAUGCCUCAAUUUUACAAGAAACAGCAACUGAUACGCGUUACAAUCAUUUGGAACAAACUUUAGAAAAUUUUCAGGAGAAUGCACGACAAAUGGGCGUAAUUGCGAGUGAUUUCACAACUCGAAGUCAAGAACCAUUAAAUCAGAAAAUACAUACUCUUAUAUCUGGCCUUCAUGAGUUGGACCACUUAAAGAACCAAUUUAUGGAUGUGAAAAUACCUCUGGAACUGCUUGAAUAUUUGGAUCAAGGAAAAAAUCCGCAGCUUUAUACAAAAGAGUGUUUAGAAAGGACGUUGAACAAGAAUAAAGAGAUGAACGGUAAAAUUGAAAUGUAUAAGAAGUUUCGCGCAAUGCUGCUGAAAGAACUUGGUGAAGAAAUGCCAAAUGAUAUGGUUUUGUAUCGUAAUUUACGAGACAGAAAAGAUGCCUCACCACAACAUGAAAAUUGUAAUGAGGAUGCUAGUGAUUGA